This is a messenger RNA of Echinococcus granulosus, 2208 nucleotides long. RefSeq names its product Folylpolyglutamate synthase. The coding region runs from base 1 to 2208 and encodes 735 amino acids. The transcript has 19 exons. The record is from RefSeq and is a predicted model, not a curated record. Gene Ontology annotation, biological process: tetrahydrofolylpolyglutamate biosynthetic process. Gene Ontology annotation, cellular component: mitochondrion; cytoplasm; cytosol. NCBI's taxonomy places the organism in Eukaryota, Metazoa, Platyhelminthes, Cestoda, Cyclophyllidea, Taeniidae. Gene Ontology annotation, molecular function: tetrahydrofolylpolyglutamate synthase activity; ATP binding.
AUGUUGGUCAUUCGUGUGGCACUCCAACUUGAUCGUUACGAUAAAUUUGUUUCGCAAUUCGCACCAUCUGGUGUGUGCCUACCGUCCACCUUUGGUGCCUAUUCUGUGAAUUUCAGCGCAUUUUCUAAGAAUGAAGAGCUCAAUCGACUGCUCAAAUUACAAGGGGAUUUCUCACCUGUGCCACUUCAUUUGAGAAUGGAUAUUCAAAGGGCCUAUCUGCGCGCCUCUGGUCGUACCUCGGACGAGCUAGCGAACCUUAAUAUCGUACACGUGGCAGGGUCAAAAGGAAAGGGCUCUACCUGUGCCUACAUUGAAUGCAUGUUGCGACACGAAGGCUACCGCACUGGCCUCAUCACAUCGCCACAUCUGAUCAACGUGGAGGAGCGUAUACGAAUCAACGGGAAGCCUGUUGAGAGGGAACUGUUUGCUGAGCACUUUUGGAUGCUUUAUGAUAAGUUCAAUGCAAAUGCGCCUAUUCGGUUUCGACUGCUACAAAUGAAAGCUUUCUACAGAGCAUCUUUGCCCCAUAACUGCUAUCGUCCUCGUGUCACCGUAGUCGCUGCGAUAGAACUGGAACACACGGAUUUUUUGGGUGAUACAAUCCGAGAGGUGGCGUGGAACAAGGCAGGAAUCUUCAAGCCCGGAGUUGCGGCUGUGGUGGCCACAGACGAACCGGAGGACGCGAUGGCAGUUUUCACCGAGGAGGCUGAAGCAGUUCAAUGUCCCCUCUUUGUGGCGCCCCGAUUCGUUGACGUUCAACGUAGUCUUGGUGGUGAUGACGUGGUGUUGUCGGAUUGGCAGCGUCUCGUGCACGAAAUGGGGUGUCCGCUAGUUAACGAAAGAAAUGUCUGUCUCGCAUUGGCUGCUGUCAGCCUGUGGCAUGGGCAUUAUAGCACCGUCUCGCCAUCUGUGCAGCUCGAUCCAUCAAUGCGAAUUCUUUCAACUCGUGUUGUUGGGCGAUUCCAUGAGGUGCAGAUGUCGAAAAAGUUGACGUUUUACGUCGACUGUGCCCACACUGCUGAGAGCAUCAGGGCACCGUACAUUGCGCAUUUUGCUGUUCACUGUAACUGGAAAUCGCAAUCCACUGGCUAUGCUGAGACGGCUGGAGGUGAGACGCUUCGCUUUGACGUUGUCUACUUCGCCGGCUUCAUCGCUGGUGGUUUGGCUAGGAUUGAGCCCAAGCUACCCUGUCCAUGUCAAUGCAAGGACGUCUGGGAGGAGUUGCAAUCUUCGACCCCCGCCUACCAGUUAGUGGGUGAUGAGUUGGUCCAAUUCCUGAGGUCGCUUAAGACCUGGGAUGGGGCAUCACCACUAACUCUCAAUUUCGGCACUGUUCAACCACCUAGAAUUGACGUUCUGGUGACGGGUAGUGUCCACUUGGUGGGAGAUGUGCUCUCGAACGAGUCAACCAAAGUUCUCGAAAAUCAAUUGGAGUGGAGCUCAUAUUGUCAUCAUUAUCUACCCAUCCUCUUAGCAUUAACUUCUCUUUCCGUCUUAGCCUACCGAAAUACUAUACUAAUGCUGUCCACCAAGGUCAUUGUGAUGAUGAACUGGCCCACUGGCUCAUCUCUUUAUGUGGUAGUGCGUUUCUCCAGUGUUAGUUUGCUGAUAUUACUACCGAAUCAGGGCGAUCAAGUCCUCAAGCAAGUAUGGUGUUGGGAAUGUGUUCGCAUCCUCAGGAAAUGGUUGAACCCGCCAACUCCAAACAUGUCUGAACCACCUCAGGACAGUUACGCCUUCUGCGAGAAUUGGUGUCUUCGUCUUGUUAUUGGCCACCUUCCAGCCUCUCCACCAAAUGCUUUGAAGGAAAGGUGGACGAAUGGCGAAUGUGGAGGUGAGGAGAAGGAGGGUGAGGCAGAGCGAGCUGUGUCUGACCAGCAUAGUGGAGUCUCGGGACGCUACAAUCACUUGGUUUGCAGCUUUGUACAGGUACCAGUGGCAGCGUCGUGUCGAACUUGUUGGGCCAGUCCGUGGCUGGUGCCACUUCAAUUAUUAUUAGCAGUUUCGCAGAACAGCGGGGCGGGCCCACGACUGAAGAACCUCUACCUUUUGCUGCGCGGGCCGCCCGCUUGCUCCCCAGGGAAAGCCGUGAGUCUUCGCCCGUUGAUACCUUCCGACUGUCCCCUCUCCACCCGAGUACUAGGAAAUAGUGUUCUUUCGACCAGUAAGAAGCUGAGGAAUGCCGCGCGCGGAGGCUGCGCGUCGUAA